AUGACGAACAAUUCAAAUCAUCAGGAGGAACUGAUCGUCGAGAGCGACCAACGUGAGGCAAAUCACAGCAGUGCUAAUCAGCAUUAUUUAACCAUGUUUGGUGGUACUAUUUCAUUGCCGUUUGUUGUAUCGGCUCCGCUUUGCAUUGGUAACAAUAAUCCAUUAGCCAUUAGCGAUUUAAUUUCCACUGUUUUCUUUGUUUCCGGCAUUGCUACCUUAUUGCAAGUAACAUUUGGAGUCAGGCUACCUAUCGUACAAGGAGCAUCGUAUGCCUUCGUGACACCAACUUUCGCUAUAAUGUCGCUUGAGAAAUGGAAAAGUACAUGUAGUCCCAAUACUGUACCUUGGGCGAAUUUGACAUUAGACCAGCAAAACAAUCAAACAGAAAUGUGGCAGUCUCGUAUUCGAGAGAUUCAAGGUGGAAUCAUGUUGGCAUCGCUGUUUCAAGUAGUCAUUGGGUUUACCGGCUUAGUUGGUCUUUGCCUACGAUUUAUUGGACCUAUUACUGUUGCUUGCACAAUCACUUUAGUUGGAUUAACGCUAGUUAGUACAGCGACCCUUUAUGCAUCUUCUAAUUGGGGCAUAGCAGUAUUGACAAUUUUCUUUGUAACCCUUUUCUCUCAAAUUCUGGAGAAAUAUGCUGUUCCACUACCAGGUUAUCAGAGAGGCAAAGGCUGUUAUAUCAGUAAAGCUCAUAUAUUUAGACUCUUUCCGGUGUUACUGGCUAUUAUAGCAUCAUGGGUAGUUUCGGCCAUCCUUACAGCUGCUGGUGCGUUCACUUCUGAUCGAUCCAAUCCGGGCUAUUUCGCUAGAACUGAUGCAAGAAUUGCUGUAUUGGAAACUUCACCAUGGCUUCGGUUCCCGUAUCCUUUCCAAUGGGGCAUACCUACUACUUCUGUUGCCGGUGUAUUUGGUAUGUUGGCAGGGGUUUUAGCGUCUAUGAUCGAGUCGAUUGGCGACUAUUAUGCUUGUGCUAGACUUGUUGAAACUAGACCUCCUCCAAAGCAUGCUAUUAACCGUGGUAUUGGCAUGGAAGGAAUCGGAUGUGUCUUAGCUGGUAUGAUUGGUUCAGGUGCCGGAACAACCUCCUACAGCGAAAAUAUAGGAGCUAUUGGCAUAACAGGGGUUGCUAGUCGAGCUGUAAUCCAGUGUGGAUCAGUUAUAAUGAUCGUGUUAGCCAUAGUAAGCAAAUUUGGAGCACUCUUUGCUUCUAUACCCAAUCCUGUUGUUGGUGGCGUAUUCGUUAUUAUGUUUGGAAUGGUGACGGCAGUUGGAAUAUCAAAUUUGCAGUUUUGUGAUAUGAAUUCUCCUAGAAAUGUCUUUAUUGUUGGUUUUUCUAUUAUCUUUGGUAUGGCUUUCCCUACUUGGUUGAGCACUAACUCGUCCGUAAUUAAAACUACCGUACCCGAACUUGAUCAAAUUAUUGUUGUUUUACUCAGUACUAAUAUGGCCGUUGGAGGAGUAACGGCCUUAAUCCUUGAUAAUAUUAUUCCUGGCACUUUAGAAGAACGUGGUAUGCGUGCAUGGUUUCAAGAAACUGAAAAUAAGUCUGGUAAAAUGACUGAAGAAUACGUGAAAGAAAUGAAAAAAACUUACGAUCUCCCAUUCGGGAUAUCGGAAUUCUUUCGUAGGUUUACUUGUUCAAGCUAUAUACCCUUUUGUGCACCACAUUACGAUAUAGAAGAAGAAUCAGAACAACACAGAGACUUAGAAAUAGGAAAAAUCAUCAAUACUAGCAGCGUAUGA
Trichoplax adhaerens is the source of this 1746-nucleotide messenger RNA. RefSeq lists its product as uncharacterized. Bases 1 to 1746 code for a protein of 581 amino acids. The record is from RefSeq and is a predicted model, not a curated record. NCBI's taxonomy places the organism in Eukaryota, Metazoa, Placozoa, Uniplacotomia, Trichoplacea, Trichoplacidae. Gene Ontology annotation, cellular component: membrane. Gene Ontology annotation, molecular function: transmembrane transporter activity. The transcript is spliced from 10 exons. Gene Ontology annotation, biological process: transmembrane transport.